This is a messenger RNA of Plasmodium gaboni, 12480 nucleotides long. RefSeq lists its product as hypothetical. The record is from RefSeq and is a predicted model, not a curated record. The coding region runs from base 1 to 12480 and encodes 4159 amino acids. Lineage: Eukaryota; Apicomplexa; Aconoidasida; Haemosporida; Plasmodiidae. The transcript has 3 exons.
AUGAUAAGUAUUCAAACCGUGCAUAGUACAAAUAAGAUAAAUUUUUUAAUAAAAGGAAAAUUUAUUAAGAAUAAUGAACAAGAAUUACUACUAGCAGCAAAGGAUUGCUAUCUAGAGUUGCUGACAAGCAAUUAUGAAGAAAGCAUAUAUUUACAGAACACCUUUUUAAAAAUAAUAUUUUUGCAAGCUGUCAAAAGUAAAAACUUUGAUCGUUUUAUUGUGGUUGAUGAAAAAUUAAAUGUUCGUAUUUUAGAAUAUGAUAAUGGUUUUAUAGAAUAUUAUUUUAUUGAUAAUUUAUAUGUAGACAAUUUAAAGUUAUAUAAGAAAUAUUUGGAAAGCAAGAAGACAGAAAGUACUUGUUUUGUUAUAGAAGAGGAUUAUCAUAAAUAUAUUAAUAUAUGUAAUAUUAAUGAUAUCUUUUUUAUAUCUAUUGAAAAUAUUUUAUUUAUUAGACAAAUACAUUCAAAUAUAUAUUAUAAUAAUUGUUUAAGUGAUGUAUAUGAUAAGAAUGAUAUAUCCAAAUUUGAAGUAUUAAAAAAUUAUAAUGAAAAAGAUAGAAUUAUUGAAGAUCCUUUUUUUUUUAAAAAUUAUAAAGAUGCUUCUUCUUCACAAUAUGAAGAGAAUAAUGAUACAUAUAAAUUCGAAGUGAAUAGAAUAAACAGAUUUUCUAUAUCUCCUGAUAAGAAGAAAGAAAAAAAAAAAAAAGAAAAAAAAAAUAUAUUCUAUGAGGAACCUAAUAAUAACUUUCAGGAACAAAAUUCAUUUGUAGAAUUCUGUAAAAAUAUAACAUUUAUAACAUAUUUAAAUAAGGAUAAGAAGAAGAAGAAAAAAAAAAAAAAAAAAAAAUAUAUAUAUAUUUAUAAGGAUCAUCAUUAUGACCAUGUAAAAAAUCAUUAUGAUAUAUUAGAAUGUUAUAAUAUGCAUGAUGUGUAUAUAAAUUUAAGAAAUGAGAAAAAUAUGAAUUAUUAUAAUGAGUUUGAUGAUAAUUGUUUGAGCGUAAAAAUCUGUUUCCUUGUAAAUUAUAUUAAAAAUAAUAUAGAUUGUGAUCAUUUCAUAAAAGAUGUUUUAUUUGCUUGUGAAAAGGAAAAAGAGGAAAUGAAGAUAUUAAGAAAUAGAUUGAAUAAAAUGAAGAUAUUUAGAAAAGAGGAAUUAUGUUUAUUAAAGCAAUAUGAUAAAAAGAAAUAUAUACAUAUUGAUAUGUUAAAAAAAUAUUUAAAAAAAUAUAAAACAGAAAAUUUGUAUAGUGAUAAAUACUUCCAUAAUAUAUUAAAUAAUAAUGAUAAUGCUAUCAAAAUGUGUGACAUGUUUAAAUUCAUAAGUAAUUAUUAUUUUAAAAAAUUUUAUUGUGAUAAGUAUGAUUAUAUAUACAUAACAUAUUUUAAAAAUAUAUUUCAAUAUAAUAAGAAAGGUUUUUUAGAUUGUUUUCAAGAAAGGAAUUUACUAUUUUUAUUUCAAAUAUUUAUAAGAAUGAAAUUGUUGUUAUUCUUUUUUAUAUCACUCUUCUAUUCUAGUGCUAGAACAUUAUCUAAUAAUUUUGUAUACAUAAAAAGAGAGUUUAAAAAUUCAGAGAUAUUAUAUGAACUAUCACUUCAUUUAUACUUUUUUAAUAUUUUUGUUUAUCAACUAUUGAAUUUUAUUUUUACACAAAAUGAGGAAUAUACAAAUAAGGAGGAGACAAAAAAUAAAAAACGUAACAUUUUAAGUGAACACUCAAAAAAAAAUGAUUAUAAUAAUUUGAAACAAUUCAAAUGGACAUGUGAUUGUGUUACCUCAAGAAUAGAUGUAAUAAAUAAUAGAAGGAUAGAUGAUAUACCUAGUGAUAAUAUUAUAAUGCAAAAUGAUAUUUAUUUUUUUAUAAAUCAAAAUUUAUGUUAUUUAUUCGAAAAUAUGAGUAAUCCAAAUAAUGAAAAGGAUCGUUCCUAUAAACAUAAUGAGAUAAACGAACAGAAUUAUAUGAACAACAAUAAUAAUAAUAAUAAUAAUAUGAAUGAUAAUCAACACGUUAUUAGAUAUAAUAUGAGUUAUUAUUAUUUAGAACUUUAUAAUAUGAUACAGUAUAUCUUAAAUAUGGUAUCCAUAUCGAUUAAAUUGUUAGAAGACAUUAAUUUUGAUUAUUUAAAAUUUCGUAAAAAAAUAUUGAAGGAUUCAUUUUUAAAAAAGAAAAAAAGAAAAAUAAAAAACAAGAACGAUAUUUUAAUUAUUAUUUCUAAUAAUAAUGGUAGUUCAAAUGUACUAUUUUUAAAAUAUAAAAAUAAAGUUAAUAUGAAAAAUAAAAUGAAUAAGAAAAAAUACAACAUAGUAAAAAAAUAUAACAAAGUCAAAAAAAAUAAACUGCCUGUUGUAUAUGGGUUACAUAAUUUAUUAAUACCUAUAGCUAAAUUAUCUUUAGCACUAGAAAUAUAUAAAUUUGAGAAAAUUACAAAUAAUAUAUUUCUUUUGUUUACAGAAAAAAUUAUAUAUAUCUUUAAUUUUUCAUAUACAUAUGAUAUAAAAUUAAAAUUAUUGAAUUAUUUAAAUUGUUAUAAUAAUGUAUCAUAUUAUAUAAAUACCUUAGCAUUUAAAAAAAUCGUUAAGAUAGACAAUAAAAAAUUGGAUAAAAAAAAAAAUGAACAAAUUAUAUAUAAAGAUGUUGAUUGGUAUAUUAUAUCCAAAAAAAUUUCUAUAUGGAAUAAAAAUGAAUUUAUAAAAAAUUCUUAUGAUAUGAAUAUUGAUAAGAGUGAAGUGAAAAAUAAGAAUAAUAUAUGUGAAUAUAAUUACUACAAUAAUUUUGAAUGUAUUAAACAUUUAAAAAAUAUUCCUUAUGUUGACAGUUUUUAUACAUAUAUGUUUAUUUAUUAUUACAAAUUUAAAAAGUACCAAGACAUAUGUAGAUAUUCAUCAUAUAUAAAUUAUAAAAUUUAUAAUAGCUGGUCCCUUUAUGACAUGACAAAAAAUUAUGAACAGUAUAAAGAUGAAUGUAAAGAGAGAAUAUGCAUAAGUGAUAAAAAAAAUUGUGAUCAAAUGUUUAAUUUUAUAUCAGAUGAUAUAAAAGGUAAAGAAAAAAAUAUAUGUAAUGAUAUAUAUUAUAAAGAGGAUAAAGAUAUUAGCAACAAAGAUGUUAAUUCCUAUUAUGAUAAUUUUUUAAAUAUAAAAAAAAACAAAAAAAAGAAAAAGAAAAAGAAAAAGAAAAAGAAAAACGAUUCUUGUGUUGUAACUCUUAAUAUAAGCAAGGGAUUAUUUGAUGAAUUAUAUCAAAAUAGAAAAUAUCCCUUUCUAAAAGAAAUAAAAGACGCAAGUGAAAAUAAAAAGGUAGGUGAUAAUAAUAAUAUAAAUGAUAAUAAUAAUAAUAAUAAUAAUAUUUGUAACAAUUGUAGUAAUUAUAUUUUUUAUGAUAAUCUUAAAUACCUUCGUGAACUUACCAAGAAAAAAUCAUAUAGCCAUAAAAUAAUUAAUACAUAUAAUUAUAUAAAUAAUGAAAAUAAUAUCAAAAAACAGAAAUAUCAAUAUUUCAGUGAUUAUAAUUUUUCAUUUAAUAAUAAAUCAUAUGAUAAUAAAAACAAUAUUUCUGUUAUAUCAUUAAAUUGUAAGAAAAAAGACAAGAAAAAGAAAGGACAGAGGAUAUUUCAUUUUUUUUCUGUUAUUAAACAAUAUCUAAUUAUAGAUAGAAAUAUAAAUGAUAUAUAUAUAAUUACGUUAAUAUAUGAUUAUCUUAAGAAUAAACUUGUAAUAAAUAAAGAUGGUUUUCAAAAUUUUUAUAGUAUGGAUACAAACAGAUAUAUAGAACAAAUAAUAUCAACAAGUAAUAUAAUAUGUUGUAUAAAUCAAGAGAAUAAAAAAAAAAAAAAAAAAAUUAUAAUGCGAGAAAGGGAUUCAACAAUAAAUAGGUUUAAUAGUAACAAUAAUAAUGAUAAUAAUAAAAUGCAUGUUAAAAAUACAGAUAUUAUUAAUAGGGAGACCAAAUUUUCUUCUUAUAAUUUUAAGAACAAAAAGAAUUGUUUUCAAAAAAAAGAAGAUAUUCAAGUUUAUUAUCUUUUAACCUUACACAAAAAAGAAUGUGAUGAGUUGUACAUGUUAAAAUCAACUACAUUUAUAAAUACGAAUAUAUAUAAUAACAGAUUCAAAUCUAUCCAUUAUAUUAAACAUUUUUAUCGUUUUAAUAAAUUAAAAAGUAUAAAAGAUUAUAAAUAUAAUUGUAAUAUUAUUUCUAGACCUAAUUAUGUAGAUACUGAAAAAAGUAAUACCUCUUUGUUUACUUUGAGAAAUAAAGAAAAGGGGGGAAACAGAAAUGAUUAUUAUAAAGAUGAAUUAUUUGAUAUAAAAAAAAUGAAGAGUAAUAUGUCAUAUAAAUUAAUGAUUCUAGAUAAAGCUAAUUCUAUAUAUAAUUUAAGUGUAGGAUAUAAUAUCUAUUUAAGUGAAAAAAAAAUAUAUAUAUCGAAUAUAGAUAUUUUGAACAGUACAUGUUUUUAUCUUCAUUUUUAUGACAAUGUUAAUAUUCUUUGUUUUUCUUCUUAUUUAAAGACAACGUAUAUGUUAAUUAUGAAUAAACAAAUAUCAAAAUGUUGUGAUAUGUGUAUGAACUCAUUUAAUCAUUUGGACGAAAUAUAUAAAAAGAUGUGUAUACAUAAAAAUAAUGUAAAUAAAAAUGAAGAUAAUUAUGAUAGAAGUAGAUACAUAGAUGAGAAGUCUAUGAUAGAUAAAAAUAAUGAUAUAAGGAAUAACAAUUAUAUAAAUAAUAAUAAUAAUAAUAAUAUGAUGAUGAAGAAGAUAUUUUAUAUUUUAAAUGAUGAAGAUAUUCAAAGAUAUCAUUUAAUAAAAAGCAACAUUUUAUUUAUACACAGUAUAUAUAAUGAAGAUAAUAAUAAUUAUAUAAUUUUAAUUUUAAAUAGAUAUAGUAUGAUUAUAAAUGUGUAUGAUAUUAUAAAUAAUAAUGAUAAUAAUAAUAAUAAUUAUAUUCCAAUAAAAUUAGAUGAUACAUUCGAAAUAACCUUUGAUAACAGUAUAUUAUUUUAUUAUUAUAUAAAACAGUUCCUUGUAUUAUCGAAUAGUAAAAAUAUGGUAUUUUUAUUUUAUAUUGAUAUAAAAUCUAAUCGCUGUUUAUUAUUACAUUAUUUUCAUUGUAAUAAUAUUAUAUAUUCUUUAUAUAUGUUUACAAACUAUGAUAAAAUUUUAAGAAAAGAAAACGGAGGUAUUAAUAUAAACCCUUAUAUAUUAAUAUGUAUUGGUAUGAAGAGAGUAUGUAAGAUAUUUAUAUAUUUUUUAAAUAUGAAUAGUAUAAAUAAUAUGUGUGAUAAUAAAUGUGUAAAUAAUAUUUUUAAUUGUAUUUAUGAUCCUUGUCAAAAAUAUUAUAUAGAAAAAUAUAUUGAAAAUGAUCAAGAUAUAAUAAAACAUCGUGUAUCAUGUUUUAGAAUUUUUAAAAAACAAAAUAAAGAAAAUCAAAAGGAAUCAUUUAUAAUUAAUAACAUGUAUAAAUAUAUAAUUGAUACAUUUAAUAAUGAUAUAAUAAUUACUGCUGUAUGUAAAUUAAAUAAUUUUCUUCUAGUUGGAUGUAAUAAUGGUAGUGUGAAAGUAUAUGAUAUAUUUCAAGAUAUUAAUAAAAAAGGAGCACAUAAUUUUGCAUUGAAUCAUUUAUUUUUGGAUUCAUUUAUUUUAUAUAAAAGUCAGAGAAAUAUAACAAAAAUAUAUGACGAAUUUCUUAUAGGAGACGGAUGUGUGAUUUUUCUUAAGAUUUUUAAAAAUAAAAGAGUUCAUAUAAACUACAAAUAUGACAGCCAUCAUAACAAUAAUAUGUUAUAUGACCAUCAAGCAAAAAAAUAUAAAGAGAAACAAAAAAGAUUAUAUGUUAAAAAAAAUUAUUAUGUUAUAGCAGCAUGUGAAAAUAAAUUCUAUCUUUUUUUAUCCACCAAAAUUAAAGAAAAUAAACAUUCUUACCAGAACAAUAAAAGCAACAACAAUAAUAAUAUUAAUAUUAAUAAUAUUAAUAAUAAUAAUAAUAUUAGUAGUAGUUAUGCUACUAUUGGUAGUGAUUAUUCAAAGAAAAAUGAACAUAUAUUAUUUAAUAAAAUGAAAAAUAAUAUUGAUGAAUUUUUUAAAAAUAUUUUUAAUAUAAAAAAUCAAGAGCAAAUCGAAGAUUUAAAGAAAAACAAAAAGAAAGAAACAGAUGAGGAAAAAGAAGACAAUAUAAAAGAAAAUAAAAUAGAAGAUUACACAGAAAAUCACAUAGAAAAUCACACAGAAAAUCACACAGUAUAUCACACAGAAAAUCACACAGAAAAUCACACAGAAAAUCACAUAGAAAAUCACAUAGAAAAUCACAUAGAAGAAAAGAAAAAAAAAAAAGAAAAAAAAAAAACAAAAAAAGAGGAAGAAAAAAAUGAGGAAGAUUACUUACAUAUUCUGAAUCAUGAAGGUUUUAAGGAAGGACCCAUUAAAAAUAGAAAUAUAUUCCUUAUGCAAUUAAUAUUUACUAAAAGAAAAAGUAAUAAAAAUAAUAAAAGUAAUGAAAUUAAUAAAAAUAAUGAAAAUAAUAAAAUACAUCAUAAUGCACAUAGUAAUAUCCCCUUGGUCCAAUCAUCAACGUGUGAAAAAAUUAAUUAUUUAAAUUUAAAAUGUGAUGAAAAAGAAAAAAUAAAUACGGAUGUAGGAGAAAUAAAUGAGAAACAUAAUUAUAAUAAUAAUAAUGAUAAUCAUAUUAAUUAUGAUUAUAAUGAUGAUUAUAUUAAUUAUGAUUAUAAUGAUAAUCAUAUUAAUUAUGAUUAUAAUGAUGAUUAUUUUUUUGAUAUGCAUAAUAAAGUUUUUAAGGCGCAUCCAAAUAUUAACCCUAGAAACAUGAUUGUAAUAAAAAAUUAUAAUACAGAAGGGAAUAUAAUUUUUGACAUUAUACUAUCUAUAAAUAAUAAUUUAUAUUUUGGUGUUAUUAAAGAAAAAAAAGACAUAUUUAGUUAUAAAAAUGUGAAUACAUUUAAAAAUAUGAAUAUACAAAAAUUUAUUAAAUGUAACUCUUUGAAUGAACCAUUAAAAUAUUAUUUAGAAAAUUCAUUUGUUUAUGAGAAAAAUAAAGAAAAGUAUAAAAACAAAACUUUUUUUAAUAAAUAUGAUAAAGAUAAUAUUGUGGAUAGAAAAAAAUCUUUUCACAACAUGGAUAUAUACUACAACAAUCAAAUGAAACAUUCAAGAGAUAAUACAAUUCUUAGUAAAAAUAUAAAUAAAACAAAAUAUAUAGAAGAUACAAAGAAUCUUUGUAUGAAAAAAAAAUUAGGAUUCUAUUGUAAUAAUAAAAAUAUGUAUCUUAAAAUAAAUCAUAAAAUAAUAAAACCAUAUGACAAUAAUAUCGUUCCACAUAUAUCAGAAAUAAAUUUGAAUAGAAAUUAUAUGAUUCAUGAAUUAUAUAAUAUAUGUAAUUCAAAAGAAAAAGAUGAAAUAAUUAAUUGUGUAGAAAAUAUAUUAGAAGAAAAUGAAAUGAAAUUAGAACAUAUGCAUAAUAAGAUUAAUAAAAAUCUGUGUAAAUUAUAUGAUGAUAGUUUAGAAGAUGAUAAUCAAUCUUUAUUAUAUAUAUAUAAUAUAUUAUUUUUAGAGGAUAAUAAUAUGUUUUCUCAAAAUAAACAUAUUUUAUAUCUAAUACGUAAUCAAUAUAAAAACUAUAAUAAUUAUAUAUAUCCGCUCAUAUUUUUUAAUAUAAUAAAUAAAAAAUAUAACUUGAAAUAUUUCUUUCAAAAUAAUUUGAUAAGAAAUAAUGUAUUUUUUCCAUAUAAUAUAUAUGAUACAAAUUAUCUUUCUAACAUUUCAAAGAAUUUUAUAAUAAAUGUGAAACAAGGGUUGUGUUCAAUUUUUAAACAAUUAAAUUAUAAUAUUAAAGUAAAUGGUCACAGUAUGAUGAUAUUAGAAGAUUAUAUGCAAACUGGUUUAAAUAAUCAUAACAAAGAAAUAAAAGAUAUAGAAGAUAUAGAAGAAAUGGAAGAUAUAGAAGAAAUGGAAGAUAUAGAAGAAAUUGAAGAUAUAAAAGAAAUUGAAGAUAUAGAUGAAAUAAAAAAUGAAAGGGGACAAAAAAAUUGUAAUACAAACAAACAUGCUAUUGAAAAUUCAAAAGAAAUAUUACAUAUUUCUAAUCACAAUAACUUAUGCAUAUUAGUAGAUGACAAUAUAAAAAAUACAAAAAAAAAGAAAAACGUGUUAGCAGAUAAUUCUUGUAGUGUCAAUAAAAAGAAGCAGAAAAAAUCAAAAGAAAGCAACUCCAUCCUUUAUGAGAAGAAUGUUAGUAUUUAUGAUGAUAAUAUGAUUAGAAGACCGGACCAUGAUAUAUAUUAUAAUAACAUCAAUAAUAAUCAUAAUAUGUUUAAUCAUAUACAUCAUUGUUAUAAUGAAAAGGAUAUAAAUGAAUAUAAAACGGAUGUUGCACUGUUUGAUUCAACAAUUUUUAAUGAUAAUAGGAAUAAAAAUAUACAUAUGGAAAAAAAAGAUAUGAACAAAAUUGAAGUAAAUGAACAAAAUAAUGAAAAGAGCUUCUCUUCUUUUUUACAUUAUAUUUCUCUUCUCCUUAAUAAAAAAAAAGAAAUUUCAAACAAACGUAAUGUGUGCCAUUAUAUUUGUGGUAAUGAAGAUUUAAGAUGUAUAUAUGAUAGUGUUACAAAAAAAAUAAAUGGUUUUAACGACGAUAUAAUAUAUAAGGAUAAUUAUAAUACAUAUGAAGAAAAAAAAAACAUAAGUAUUAAAUAUGAUAAACAUGAUAAACAUGAUAAACAUGUUGAAUAUCAUACUACAUCACAACUUAAUAAUAACCAUUUAUAUCAUAAAAAGAGAGGAACUAAUUCAAAUAAUGUCAUAGAUAAAUAUAAACAAGAAGGAGAUGAAUCGAUAAAAUUUUUAAUUAUGCAUUUAAAAGGUAGCAAAUAUAAUUUUAGUAAUGUGACGGAAUAUAUAAAAAUUGUAAACCAAAAAAAAAAUAAUAAUAUUUAUAUAAAUAAUGAUACUUUUAUUUUAAAGAAAAAGAUACCGCAAGAUGAUUUUUAUAAUAAAUACCAUAAGAAUGAAUCUGAUAUCACAAAUAAUAUAUCAUACAUGUGUAAUAUAUAUUUAGAGAGAAAAAAAAAAAGAAUAAAAAUUAAUAAAAAACAUAUUUAUAAGAAAAAAUAUUAUUAUUAUUAUUAUAAAGUUAAAUAUACUAAGGGAAGAAGAAAACGUUUUAAACUUAAUAUAUCAAAAGAUUUAUCAUCUUACAGUUUAAAAAAUAAAGAAAAAAAAGGAAAAAGGAAAAAUAACGAAGCGUAUGGUUGUCUAUUAAUAUUUUUAAAUAAUAUAAGUUAUCAUGUUAAGCAUUUAACGAUUUGUAAAUUAAAAAAAAAAAUUAAUUAUAAACUAAAUUUUUGUUCGGAUGAUAUUUUUUUUAUACUCAAGUUUUCUUAUAAUUAUGUAUAUCUGUUAAAUAUUCAAAAAAAAAAAAAUGUAUCUUUUUGGGUUAAUAUAAAAUAUAUACAUAAAAAUAUGAUGAUCCUCAAAAUGGUAGAUACAAGAAAAUAUAAAAAUAUAAAUAAAAUUAAAUAUAAAAAUAUAAAUAAAAUUAAAUAUAAAAAUAUAUAUAAUAAAAAUAUAUAUAAUAAAAAUAUAUAUACAAAUAACAAAGACAAUAUAUGCUUACAACAUAUACCAGGCAAUGAUGUGAAUGAUAAAUAUGUAUCACAUUUUUCACCUUAUUAUUAUGAACAAAGAAAUGGAAUCAUGAAAGAUAUUUGUUGUAAGACCCCAUGUUGUAGUGUUGAAGAUAAUCAUCAUAUGGUAGUUUUUAAAAACAUCAAGAGAAAAAAUAUGAUGAAGCAUUUUUUUAAAAAUAAGAAUAAUAUAAUUCCUUUAUAUUAUUUAAGCAGAAAUAUGAGAAAUGUUAAAGUGUUUAUGAAUAAGUAUAUUAUAUAUACAGAAGAAAAUAAUGUUAUUAUAUUAAAAAUUAGAUUAUCUAAAGUUCAUAAAAAGAAAAAUAAAAAAGAAUAUAAUAAAAGGAUGAAUUGUAUAAUGAAUGAAUAUUUAAAAGUAUUUAAAUGUGAAAAGAAUAUAAAUGCUCACAAAAAAGAACAAAAAGAUAAUAAUAUAAAAAUGUGUAAUAUAUUUAAGACUCUAUUAAAAAAUCAAAAAAUUGUAAAGAUAAAAAUGAAACAAAAAAAUAAUAUCAGCGAAAAGGAUUAUUUAUUAAGUUUGAUGAAAAGUAAGAAAUCCACUUUAAGAAGGUUAGAAAAUUGCAAUGAGGAAGAACAACAAGAAAUUGAUUCGGAUUAUCAUAAUGAACGAAAUCAACAAAAUGAAGAAGAUGAAGAUAGUGACGACAAUAGUGAUGUUAGUCCAUGUGAAGAAGAAAAUGUAGAUGAUCAUAUAGCUAAUUAUGCACAUACAUAUGAAAGUUAUAGUAUUAUUGAAACCUCUACAUUUUUUUGGAAAGUGUAUCAUCAACCUGAAAAUUUUAAUUAUAUGAAAAAAAAAAAAAAAAAAAAAAAAAAAAAAAAUUACUAUUCAAAAUUGUCAAAGUAUAUUUUUGAAAACCAUUUUAAUUAUAAAGAAAAAGAGUUUUUUUGUAAUUUAAAGUAUGAAGUUGUUGAAUAUUAUAAAUAUGCUGAAAACACCGAAUUUAUUAAUGAUUUACAAGUAUUUGAAAAUAAAAUAUUAAUAAUUACAUCAAAAUAUAUUUCUCUAUAUAUUUAUAUAGAAGAAAAAAAUGAAUUUGUUUUAUUAUGUUGUAAUCUUUUAUCAAAUAUUAAUAAUAAUAUAUGUAUAAAUGACAAAUAUAAUAAAGCAUAUAUUUAUCCAAAUAUGUUUGAUUUUAUUAAAGUAAUAUCUGAGAAAUAUAUUACAUUAUAUCAAAUGAUUAAUAGUAAAAAUUUAAUAUAUAUAGCUAGCUUAAAAUUUAUGAAUAAUAUUAAAUUUAUUUUUGAAAAUAAAUUAUUUUAUAAUAUUAUGGGAUAUAAUUUAAAUAUAAAUAAAAAUGAUAAUAUAUUAGAAAGUGUGAGAAAAUAUCAUAAAUAUUAUGCAAGUUAUUUUAUAGUAGAUAAAAAAUAUAAUAAUAUAUUUAAUAUAUAUUAUACUUGCUUAAAGGAUAAAAAUGAAAAGUUUAAAGAAACCAAAGAAGAAGAAGAACAUCAACAACAACAACAUAAUUUAGAAAAUCAAAAUAAUAAUUAUUUUUAUGAUGAAAAUAGACAUAUAGAAAUAUGUUACGAUUUGAUGUUAUUUUUUCAAUUAUUAAUAAUAGCAAAAGAGAUAAAUAAAAAAAAUUAUUAUAAUAUAAUGAGUAUAAAAAAAUGGAAAUCAUAUUUAAAAAAAUAUAUAUAUAAUAAUAGUGAUGAAAAAAAUAAUAUAUAUGAAAAUCACAACAACAACAAUAAUAAUAAUAAUAAUAAUAUAUAUGUAAAAUAUAUUAAUAUUUUAAAUAUAUUUAUUGAUCGAAUAUUUAUGUCAUUGAAUAAAAAAAUAAUUUUUUUCAAAAAUGUGUAUAAAAAUAAAUCGUUAAAACAAUUUUUGUUAGAAUUAAAAUUUAAAGUAUUUAAUCGAUUAUUAAAAUUAAAUUCAUAUGAAUUCUCAGAUGGAAAAAAUGCCAUAGAUAUAUUAAAUGAUAUAUAUGAACAAAAGUGUAAUAGAAAUAUGUCUUAUUUUUUCCUUAUGAAUAUUAUAAGAGAUUAUUAUGAUACUUUUAAUUGUCAACCUUAUAAUAUCAAAUUUUAUGAGCAACAUAUAAAUAAUGAAAAAAAUAUAUGUAAACAAAAUGAAAGUAAAAAUGAAAAAAAAAAAAAUGUUGAUAAUAUUCAUAACCAUUUCAAUGAAAAUAAUAUAAAUAAUAUGUCUCAUAUUUUCAAAUAUGAAAAAUACAUAACAAACAAUUUUCAUAACAGAAAUAGCCAAUUAAAACAAAAUAAUCUAACUAACAGAUUAAAAACAUUUGAACAUAAUAUCAUACAAAAUAUAAAACGUGUGAAUCAAUAUCGUAUGGAUAAUAUAUAUAAUUAUAAUGAUAUAAUAAAAAAUAAUGUGAGAGACAAUGUUUAUUAUAAUAUUGACUUUUAUCAUUUUAUAGAUAAUAAUUCUUUUAGGAAUAUAAAAAAUUAUAAUAUGAAAUAUAAUAAUAUGAAAUAUAAUAAUAUAAAAUAUCAUAAAAUUAAAUAUAAUAAUAUUAAAUAUAAUCAUAUACCAUAUAAUAACAACUUAUUAUUAUGCAAUUAUAAUCAAUAUAAUAAAAAUAAUAUUAAAAAUUCACUUUAUUUUACAUAUUUACAUUUUCUUAUUUAUAUAACCAAUCAUCCAUAUAUUUUUUUCCAUAUCAAAAAAUAUUUACAUUUUCAUAACUUAUCUACAAAUUUGAUAAAAAAUAAAAUAUAUUAUUUUAAUAUGGAUCUCUUAAAUAUUAUUUUCAAUUUAGAUAACAGAGCUUUAGAAGAAUUAAAAAAUAUUUUAACCUUCUUUCCUUCUAACCCAUCUAUUGACGAAAUAUUUAGAGCAGUUCAUUUGUUGUCCAUGCCCUUUUGUCAUACAUAA